AUGACACUUUCUUUUAGGGAGGUGAAGGCAUCAAAGCGGAGUUUACGCUGUGGGAAUGAAAUGCUGAGUUUUGUGCAGGAGCUGCAGGCCGCCUCUGCAUCAGGUGCGUCGGGAAAGUCACUUAUUUCACUGGCGAUAGGAGAUCCCGCGCUGGACGGAAAUUUCCCGCCGCCUGUUGCUCUUACGACUAAUGUUGUGGAGUGUGCCAAGUCAACCCACUGCAACAACUACAGUCCUGGUACGGGAUUCCCAUCUACAUGUGAAGCGAUUGCAAAGUACUGGACGGAGCACUUUGCCACUUCUAUGAAGGGAAAGAUCCCUUCGGAUCAUGUCGUGGUCAGCUCGGGUUCCUCUGAUGCUCUCUCCAUGUGCAUUGGUGCCAUGUGCGGCGAAGGCGAUAAUAUAUUGCUGCCUUCACCCUUCUUCGCCCAUUAUGACACCUUAUGUCGGUACUACAACGUCCAGCCACGGUUCUACCGCUGUAACCACGAGAAGGACUGGGAGAUUGACUUUGAUCACCUCCGAAGCCUGGCUGACGGCAGGACAAAGGCGAUACUGAUGAACAACCCGUCGAACCCCUGCGGCAGCAACUUCUCGCGCAAACACGUAGAGGGUUUGAUCCGAGUUUGCGAGGAGCUGCAGCUGCCGCUCAUUGCGGACGAAAUCUACGC
Messenger RNA from Trypanosoma grayi, 671 nucleotides. RefSeq names its product putative tyrosine aminotransferase. The transcript has a single exon. NCBI's taxonomy places the organism in Eukaryota, Euglenozoa, Kinetoplastea, Trypanosomatida, Trypanosomatidae. Gene Ontology annotation, molecular function: pyridoxal phosphate binding. Gene Ontology annotation, biological process: biosynthetic process. The annotation marks the transcript as partial. The record is from RefSeq and is a predicted model, not a curated record.